This is a messenger RNA of Schistosoma guineensis, 1545 nucleotides long. Lineage: Eukaryota; Metazoa; Platyhelminthes; Trematoda; Strigeidida; Schistosomatidae. The record is from the annotation of a GenBank genome assembly.
AUGCCUUUCUCGCCGCUUGAACUGCUUGAUGAAGACUAUUCAGAGCUUUUUCCAGCAACAGCUGUGAAGUCAAAUGAGAAAGUCGACAGAAAAGAAGGAAAAGUCAAUUCACAUGAAGAGAAUGUUCCUCAAAUUCAUGUAACUGACAAACUAUUUUCCGAUAACUGGAGUUAUAAAGAGGGAUCAAACAUUUCCUCGCCGGUUGUUCAAAUGACUUCUGGAGAUGGAAAUGAACAACUGAGUUCUCCAGAUGAUUCAAAAACGAGUGAAAAUAACCAAAUAUCCGACGAUGAAUAUCUAAAGGUGGAAUGUUUUGGAAUAGAAAAUAGUGACAAGAAGCUAAGUGAGAAGAGUGAAAAACCAGACAGUAAUUCACAACGUAAAUUAUUUCAUCAGACAAAUGAAACAAGUGUUGCACCGACAAGUAAUAAUAAUCUGAAAGAUAGUAGCAUUACAUUCAAUGAAACUAAAGAAAAGGAAAAUGAUAAGGCAAGACUGUCAGACGAUAUAGAACCUGUUAUAAAACCCACUAUACGCACUAGAAGACAUAUUCUUAGUUCAAACCAACCAACAACUUAUGAUAUUACUUUGACUGAUCAAAAUGAUCAAUCACUUGGUAAUACAUUGGUGAUUACUUCGAAAGAACAACAAACUAUAAUUAAUAAUAAUAAUACACAAACUACUGAUAUAAUUAUAAAAUCAACUUGUCAAUCAAAUGAUAGUUUAAAAUCAUCACCAAGAUUAUCAUCAAUUAAACGAUCAAAUAGUUUAUAUCAUUUAACUAAUCAAAAAGCAUCCAACAAAUCUGCACAUCAUAAAUAUCAAAAUAAUAAUAAUAAUAAUGAAUAUCCAUUGAAUGCAGUUGUUCUACGUGAUUUAGCUUAUCAAUCUUGGAGAAAUCGUUUAGUUAAAAGUGCACGUAUUGAACGUAUGUCAAAUUUACGUAAUGAAAUUGAUGAAACAAAAAAGGAGAAAGAGAAAUUGGAAAGAGUGAAAUCAAAUGAAAUGUGUUUUCAAGCAUGGAAGCAAAGUAAACAUCAACUUUUAAUUGAUGCAAUUAAAAAACGUAAAGCAGAAGAAUCGGCACAGAAAAAGAAGCUUGAAGAAGAACAGGAACGUAAACUGAACUCACAAAAGGCAUUCAAUGCAUGGAAAGCACAUAAAGAUGAAUCAAUCAUUAAACAACAUCGUGACAAUUUAUCUAAACAAAAACGUGAACAACAAUUCAAAGAAACAGAACAAAAUGAAAAACAAUAUUUAAAUCAACAAGCAUUUGAAGAUUGGAAAGCCAAAAAAGAUGCCGCAUUAAAACAAAGCCUUCAGAGCAAAAGAAAACAUCAAAGUGAAAAAGAAAAACAACUAGAAGAAGCUAAUCGUAUUAAAAUGGAACAAGCAGCUGAAGCUUAUCAUCAAUGGGAAUUAAAAAAGGUUGCAUCAUUAGAGAAUCUUGUUGUCAGCAUCGACCAUUCAAAUAAACCAAACAGAAGACCAUGGAGGCCUCCAUCAAAGACAAUCCCUCCAACUCACUCAUAUAGAAUGUAUUGA